Paramecium octaurelia is the source of this 2080-nucleotide messenger RNA. NCBI's taxonomy places the organism in Eukaryota, Ciliophora, Oligohymenophorea, Peniculida, Parameciidae. The record is from the annotation of a GenBank genome assembly.
AUGUCAAAUGAAAAUUAUUUAAAAGAAUCCGCAAAGUUUAUUAGAAAGGUUAUCAGCUUCACAAUAACUUAUAGGGCUGCUAUAGAAAGAAUAUAUAAUUUUUAGAGAGAGUUAAAAAUAACAAUCUUAUUCUCAAUAAAUCAUAAGAAUGGAAAUUUUGAGGAGAUAAGUUUAUUCUUUGAACAAAAUUUUAGAGAGUUACCUUUAUAGAAAUAUCUCCUUUUAUAAAAAACGACACUUAUUGUAAUUAGUAAGACAAAGUAAUUCCUAUAACAAUGGUAUGAUUUGAUAACGUCAUAAUUUAAGCAUAAAAAGCCAAGUAUUUUAUCACAUUAUUUUAUUCAAGACAUUAAAAUGAUUCAAUUUUACUUAUACGAAUCGCUGAAGUAUACUCAGAAUAUGAGCAUAAAGUUCCAUAGAGAAGAAUCAUAUUAUUUAUCUUAUAUUUUUUGCAAUGCUUCAAAGUAAGUAUUAGAAUAAUUGAAUGGAUUUAAGUUUAAAGUAUUUUCUCAUAAUUACAUCAUUUAGAUCUGGUAGCAUUCUUCAAGAGAAGUUUGGACUGAUAUAAUUAUGGGAAAUUAGUUAUUAUAAAAUCAGAAGUAAUUUUUUAAUCAUAAUAAAAAGUUAUUGAUUAGCUAGUGUUGAAUUUGAAAAUAGUCUAGUUAAAAUUCAAAAAAAUAUAAAUUAAAUAAUAAGUUAUAAAAUUGAGAAAAAUUUGCCAAAAGAUUAAGUCAAAAAGUAUGCUAUCAGAUAAGUAAUAAAGUUAAAAUUGAAUUUAGAUGGUUAUGCUAUUUCAUAUUUUUUUUUUACUUUGCCUCUCCUAUCUUUAUUCUAUAAUUUGUCAAAGUAUCAGGAACUAUUAAGAUUAUUGUAUUAUUUAAACAAGCAUAAUUAAUAUAAUGGAGAAUAAUCAAAAUUAUUGAAAGAUUUUAUCAAGCAGUACAAUUACAAAUUAUAGAUUUAUCGCUAAGAAUAAGGUGAAAUAUAGAAAAUAAUGUCACUUAUGUAUGAGGUGCCAUAAAUUAAGGCAGAAGAAAAUCCAAACUAUAUUGUGAACAUUUCUAUAAGAAAUAUCAAAUAUAGGAACUGAAUAAUCAAGCCUUUUUUAAAACCAAAUACUAAUUCACAUAAAUCAAAAAGAGAUGCUCCAUUAUAUUAAAGGGAAAAGAUAAGCGAUAGAAUAGUCCAACUAUGUAGUAAACAUAACCACUAUCUUAAUAUUAUGAUACUAAUAUUCUAGAAAAACAUGCAAUUUUUAAUAAAAAAUAAGUUGUUUCCUAAUUAAACAGUUAUUUUUAGGAUAACACAAUUAAUAUCAAUUUGAAACCAUCUUAGAAUUAGAAUUCGUUUCAAAGUUCAUAUCUAAAGUAAUCAACAUCCUUAAAGAAGAAUACUAAGAAAGAAAGCUUUUCAUAUAUUAAAUCAGAUAGAGAAUCUAUGAAAUAUUUGGAUUCAAUAAUACAAGGUUCAUUAAGGAAAGAGUCUUUCUAUUCUUAUAAUGAACUUAGUAAAGAAAUGGAGACCAAUAUUUCAGUCAAUAGUGAUGAGUAAAAGCAAUUGAAAACUGAAAGAUCAAUGUUAAGAUCACAGAGUUCAAGGGAACAAAAACGAGAAAUUAAUUAAUAAACUAAAAUGGCAAUUUUUAAUUUAAUUGAAGCUAAGUCAUUGUAUUAUAUGGAAUUCCAAAAGGCAAAUUCAAAAUUGGAGAAUAUCAAAUCAUUAAAGGAUUAGUAAUAGAAAAAGAUGAUCUCUGAUAAAUUGAUAUAAGACAUUAAAUAUAUCUAAAAGUAACCAUCUAUGAUAAUGAGUUCAGAUCAAUUAGAGGAGAAAGAUGGAAAAUAGAUUUACAAAGAUGUAUUCAAUGUAAAUUUAUAUCUUAAAUAUAUCUAUGUAGGAUCUAAAAAAAUUGGCGGACAACUAUGCAAGUAGAUUAUCAGAGUUUGAAAAGUCAUCAUCGAAUCGUCAAAGAAUAUAUACUUUAUAACACUAAGGGGUGAAUCAGUAAUACAAUGGAAACACAGCUAUCAACAAAUUUAAGGAAUUAUCCAAAUCAAUAUAAAAAUAAAAAGAAUUCUUUUGA